Molecule: messenger RNA, 1233 nt
Organism: Peronospora farinosa
Lineage: Eukaryota; Oomycota; Peronosporomycetes; Peronosporales; Peronosporaceae
Source: the annotation of a GenBank genome assembly
AUGGUAAGUGGUGGUAAGACGUCUCGACGGGGUGCGACGCAGCGACGUGGCCGUCUCCAGGGCGUCAGUACGUUAUUGCAAAGUAGUGCAGCUGCAUUGUCUUCAUCUUCUCGUCUACUGGUGUGGCACUCUCGCUUCUCGCAUGCUGCGUCUCGUCACGAAAGCGUUUUGAAUGGCCACGCGAUGAACCAGCAGCUAGAAGUGUAUCUUCCAUCCGAGGCCGGGAAAAUCACGGCACAGUCGUUACAAUGGGAAACAGGCUUUUAUUAUGAGGUCAAAGCAUCGCUUGAUAUGUUUCUAUCGCCAGCUUUUAUCCAUGACUAUUUAAUGGAUGGUGGUGCUGUGUUUAUGGUGACCAAGAACGUGGCAAUAGACGCGUCACAGUCGGCAAUGCUACUGCCUUCUGGUCAAUUGCUUUUACUUGUGAAUGCAGAUACGUACCAGACAUUAGGGCUUGUAGGUAAGAAGUAUGGCAAGGCAUUGCCUGCUUCGAGCAGGACGGCACAUGUUAAGCGGGGUCAGAAGUACAUCAUUACGCUGGACUUGACAUCGUCUACGUUCACUGAAAAAGGAGAAAACCUCUUUAGAGAUCGAGUGAGAAAGUGUUUGAGCACGAAGCUGGAACAUGUAGAUAUGGUGCUAUGUGCGUACAAUCAACGAGGCUCGGCACGCACGAUCUUGUUUGAAGACGAUGAUGCCGUGCCACGCUCGCGAGUCGAACUAAAUGGCAAGAUGAAGACGUUCAAUGAGGUGUUUCUGCCCAAGUUUGAUGCUUUUUAUACCGCGCUAGGCGCGAAUGAAGCAGGUGGAGAUGAAGAAGUGGACAUGUUGAGGACGUCGUUGUGGGAAGCGUACGACUGGUUGGGACUUGUGGCCUGUCGGUUGACCAACUUGCUGCAGAGAAAAAAGUUAGAAGAGUAUGUGUCAACGUUCACAGGCAUUCCUGAUUCGUUUGAGUGCGAACCAGAGAGCGAGAUCACGACGGUGCAGUGGCGUGGUCUGUUGGCAGCGCCAUUUUGCUCGGCUAUUGUUGAGAAGGUGCAGCGUGCUGUUAGAAGCGGGGAGCUGCCGUGGGGUGCAAUCACAGUUUGGGGCUUUCCGGAUGUCUUUGUGUCUUGGCGACGAGAGCAUGGCUAUCUGUGUAAUGGCAACAACAACUACACACUGCUUAUGCUACCAAACGACGAGUACUUUAUGCUGCAAGCGCUUGGCCCUCAUGACGCUACCGUGUAG